AUGGCAGAAUCUCCAGCACGAAACAACCCUGCAUCACAGAAUGAUCAUCAUAUUCAAACUGCCAUCGAAGUGGAUGAUCAGGCUACUGCAAAUGAUUCUGCCUAUGGGAACGAGCUCUCUACCUAUAGCGCCUCCUUGACCUCUUCUGUGCUCAAUUACCGGCAUGAGAAUGGCAGGCGCUACCAUGCUUACCGUGAUGGCAGUUACCUCUUACCGAAUGAUGAGAAGGAGAAUGAGCGCCUGGACCUGGCGCACGAGCUGACAGUAAAGAUGAUGGGGGGAAAGUUGUUUCUUGCACCUAUUGGCCCGGCACCGCAGAGAGUGCUUGACCUUGCGACUGGAACUGGAAUAUGGGCAAUUGAUUUUGCCGAUCAGUAUCCCUCUGCAGAGGUCAUCGGUAACGAUCUAAGUCCUAUUCAGCCAACGAUGGUCCCGCCCAAUCUGAAAUUUCUCGUUGAUGAUAUUGAAGCCGAAUGGGCAUAUGAGAAUACUCCAUUCGACUUCAUCCAUGCGCGCUACCUAUGCUACUCUAUCAAGGAUUUCCGGAAGUUGUUGAAGCAGUGUUUCAAUUGUACCAAGCCGGGAGGCUGGGUAGAGUUUCAGGACUGGGACGCCCAGAUAAGGUCCGAGGAUGGAAGCAUUAAAGGCACAGCAAUUGAGAAGUAUUACACAGAGGUCAUAAAUGCGUUUGAGAAAGCAGGGUAUCCCACCAGACCAGGCCCGCACCUGGAAGAAUGGUUCCGUGAGGCAGGUUUUGUGGAUAUCCAUGUUCAGAAAUAUCGGGUGCCACUGGGACCCUGGCCCAAAGAUCCAUACUACGUAUGCGAUGGUACUGAGAAGGAAAUUGGGACCUGGGCUGGCGUAUCCGCCUCGGAGGGGUUCGAGGCAGCUGCCAUGGCGGUACUGACGAGAUUUGAAUCGUGGCAGCCCGAGGAAGUGACAGUGCUGGCAGCUGGUGCCAGCAACGAUUUAAAAAAUCCCAAUAUCCACGCAUUGGUUGACUUCUAUGUCGUGUAUGGUCGAAAGCCCGAGUGA
Messenger RNA from Rasamsonia emersonii CBS 393.64, 1035 nucleotides. RefSeq lists its product as uncharacterized. The record is from RefSeq and is a predicted model, not a curated record. Lineage: Eukaryota; Fungi; Ascomycota; Eurotiomycetes; Eurotiales; Trichocomaceae. The coding region runs from base 1 to 1035 and encodes 344 amino acids. The transcript is spliced from 9 exons. Gene Ontology annotation, molecular function: methyltransferase activity.